AUGAUUGAUUUCCUGCAGAAGGAGGAUUUUGAAUUACCUGUUGAUCUAAGCCCCAUCUUCUUUUGUGAACAGCUUUCUCAAUCUCUCCUUGGCGUUGUGGUUAAUUUGCUUCUACUGAAAUGUGUGUCCUUACUACGGCUAAACAAAGCAAUGGCAGCAGCUGUGUCUACCUGGAAGCUGAUCUUCUCCAACCUGCUUUGGUUACUGGCACCUGGUGUUAUUGUCGCAGUGGCCCUCUCCGGUCUCCGCAACUUGAUCUUUCAUUCAUUCCCAUUUACCAGUAUCACUAGAUCUGCUCAUUUGCUCUUCACUGGUUUCUUUUGCAUGAGCCACUUUGGUAACAUUUACCUCCAAGCCCAAGUCCCAUCAAUAAUUUAUUUUGGAGCUAUAUUGUGCACUAUGAUUCCAUUUAAUGCUACGGUAAUUGUCACCCUUACCUUUUUUGUGAAACAAAGAAAGAAAACUAAAAAAAGAAAACAUUUACUGACUGUCUUUGAGCUGAUCUCUUAUGUCAAAGACAAGGCUUUACUCAUUAUUGGCAAAGCCAGUCACAAGUCAACUGACCAUCAUGUCCACUCUAAUAGGUUUUACUUAGCAGAGUUUGAGGAUCUCAUGGAUGAACUGUUGUUUCAUCUCUGCACUAUGUCAGACAGUCUCCACAACACCCUGCCAGCAAAAGAAAAUCUAUUUGAAACCCAGAGUAAUUUCUCUGUGCCGCUUUCUGGGCAUGUUUAUAGCUCAGACUCAGAGAGUGUAAUUUUUGAUGGACCGGGGAAGAAACACGUAGGAUGCCUGGAUAUCAGCAGUGCCUCAUAUAGGGAAAACACUCACAGAACGUCUCAGUACUUACAAGACAGAGGAAGAACGCAGGAGGAGAGUUUUUCAAGAGGGCCGAGGAAUUUCAGAAACUGCCUCAAAGAUCCAAUCAGAGAGUCAGAAGGGACUGGACAGGGCCAAAUUAUUUCUUCAAUCAAGCAGACCCAUUGUGCACCAGCUGAAUGGAAGGACAAAGUGUACAUUAAAUCAUCAAUUCUGCCUGAUCCAAGCAGGUUGGCAGAUGAGCAUAAUUUUGCCAUCAAGACACAAAUCAUGACUCAAAAGAUGAGAAGGCACACUCUUCUAACCUCAUCAACUUGCGAAGUGAACAUGGGUCAUCAUACAGCACAUGGCAAGCGAGCUGGAGAGCCAUGUGUGUUUAAUACAUCUUUAAUUGAGGGAAUGGACAAUUCUGUACAAGGGCAAACAAUUAUUCCAGGGUUCACUGAACAAUGUAUGUAAUACAAGAAAAAAGAGCUGUACAGUUUUGCUGUUUCAUUCCAAGAAGAGAAUUAGCAUUU
Sinocyclocheilus anshuiensis is the source of this 1337-nucleotide messenger RNA. RefSeq lists its product as uncharacterized. Gene Ontology annotation, cellular component: plasma membrane. The transcript has 7 exons. Gene Ontology annotation, molecular function: monoatomic cation channel activity. NCBI's taxonomy places the organism in Eukaryota, Metazoa, Chordata, Actinopteri, Cypriniformes, Cyprinidae. The coding region runs from base 1 to 1278 and encodes 425 amino acids. Gene Ontology annotation, biological process: calcium ion transport. The record is from RefSeq and is a predicted model, not a curated record.